CGUUUAUUUUUCCUUUUGAACCUUCUCGGCUCCUGUACUUGAGUUGGCAGCUCAAUUGUUUUGUUUUGGUGGUCAAGUUGGAAGUCUACUUCGAGCUGUGACAUCAUGUCUGACAAAAGUGAGCUGAAAGCGGAACUUGAAAGGAAGAAGCUACGUUUGGCACAAAUCCGGGAGGAGAAAAGAAGGAAGGAAGAGGAGCGAAAGAAGGCGGACCAACAGCAGAAAGAAGUUUCACAACAGCAGGAUGACUCCGACCUGGAGAAAAAAAGACGAGAAGCUGACGCUCUUCUGCAAAGUAUGGGGAUAACACCAGAUGCUGCAGUUGCCCCUCCUUCCACGACUCCUGCUCCCAAAUCAGCGGAAACUCCUAGUGAAACCGGCAGCCAGGACUCUGAUGGAGCCGUGGGACCCAGGACUCUGCACUGGGACUCUGACCCGUCCACUCUUCAACUUCACUCUGAUUCUGAGCUGGGGUACUGGACACUCUCUUCUCUCCUUUCCUGGCGCGUGACUCCAAAACUGGGAAUGGCCAAAGUCACACAGGUGGACUUCCCACCACGUGAAACAGUGUCCUACACCAAGGAGACUCAGACACCAGCCCCCGCCCAGGCUAAAGAAGAGGAAGAAGAGGAGGAAGAAAUUGCUCCAGCUCAACCAGUAGUCAAGGAUCAAACUGAGAAACUGGACCAGAAAGAAGAAGAAGAAGAAGAAGAAGCCCCGCCGCAUGAGCUGACCGAGGAGGAAAAACUUCAGAUCCUCCACUCCGAGGAGUUUGCCAACUUCUUCGACCAGAGCACUCGCAUUAUCGAGCGAGCGCUCUCCGAGCAUGUGGACAUCUUCUUUGACUACAGCGGUCGUGACCUGGAGGACAAGGAAGGGGAAAUUCAGGCGGGAGCGAAGCUUUCACUGAACAGGCAGUUCAUGGACGAGCUUUGGUCCAAAAAUCGGGUCGUCACCUGUCUGGACUGGUCUCCACAGUAUCCUGAGCUCCUGGUCGCCUCCUACAACAACAACGAGGAGGCUCCACACGAACCAGACGGCGUGGCUUUAGUCUGGAACAUGAAGUACAAGAAAGCCACGCCAGAAUACGUCUUCCACUGUCAGUCGGCAGUGAUGUCUGCGGCAUUUGCCAAGUUUCACCCAAACGUCGUGGUUGGGGGAACGUACUCUGGGCAGAUCGUUCUGUGGGACAACAGGAGCAACAAGAGGACCCCGGUGCAGAGGACCCCGCUCUCAGCAGCAGCACACACGCACCCGGUGUAUUGUGUGAACGUAGUCGGCACGCAGAACGCCCACAACCUGAUCAGCAUCUCAACGGACGGCAAGAUCUGCUCCUGGAGUCUGGAUAUGCUCUCCCAGCCGCAGGACAGCAUGGAGCUCGUCUUCAAGCAGUCCAAAGCCGUCGCCGUCACCUCCAUGUCCUUCCCUCUCGGAGACGUCAACAACUUUGUGGUGGGCAGCGAGGACGGCUCCGUCUACAUGUCAUGUCGUCAUGGAAGCAAAGCGGGGAUCAGCGAGAUGUUUGAGGGCCACCACGGCCCCAUCACCGGGAUCCACUGCCACACAGCUGCAGGGCCGCUGGACUUCUCCCACCUGUUUGUCACCUCGUCCUUCGACUGGACCGUCAAGCUGUGGAGCACCAAGAACAACAAGCCGCUCUACUCAUUUGAAGACAACUCCGACUACGUGUAUGACGUCAUGUGGUCUCCCACUCACCCGGCUCUGUUUGCAUGCGUGGACGGCAUCGGCCACCUGGACCUGUGGAAUCUGAACAACGACACCGAGGUUCCCACUGCUAGCGUUGUGGUGGAGGGGAGCCCGGCCCUCAACAGGGUCAGAUGGGCUCAUACCGGGAGAGAGAUCGCAGUGGGAGACUCCGAUGGACGCGUUCUUGUUUAUGAGGUUGGAGAGCAAAUUGCAGUUCCGCGAAACGACGAGUGGACACGCUUCGUCUGCACGCUGGCAGAGAUCAACGAGAACAGAGACGACGCCGAGGAGCUGGCCGCUCAGCGUCUGGCUGCGUGAACUCGUCUCUGCGGCGUUUAAGGGACCAGCUGGGUGCUUUUUACUGUCGGCCAUGUUUUCUGACCACAUGACUGAAGGAUGAAAGUGUAAACAUUUUCCGAUUUCCAUCACCAGUCUUCCUGAAAUAGAGAUCCGAGCUGCAGGGUUAUCGAACAGCGACACUGACAUGAAGCCAUUUAUUUAAAAAAGAAAAAGAAAAGAAAUGGUCGUCUUCUCUUCAACCAGAUGCCUUAAUGUUUAUCUGUAAAAUCUUUACCUGUCAGUAUGUCGGUCCAUGUUGACAAGAGCCUUAACUUUUGUGUUUUUCAAGCCAAAUAGAUGCACAAGCUCAGAAAUGUCAGUCAUGCUGUAGUUGUUCUGUUUCUAUUAAAGUUAUGAUGAACUAACCAGGUCUAAUCCAGUGGUGUGAUCAUCUCAGAGUCACCUUGGAGUCGAUGGUCAUAUUAAUUACAAGCCUUUAAUGAUAAACUGAACCACUCAGAAUGAUCACAAAACUUCAGUACAUGCAUACGGGUUUAUAAACACGCUGAAAACCACCUUUUUUAUAGGCAUCUGCAAGCUUCUUUCCUACAAAAGGACCUUUUAUCGCAAACUAAUUUAAAUUGGUUGAUUUCUCAGCAUGAACUUUUUGAAUAUGGGUUCUGUCGGGUCGUUUCUGCCAGUUUGAUGUUGGCCCGGUUUUUCUGUUCCAAAGCCAGUUCUGGUGUUUUUUUUGUCCAAGUUUCAACUUUCUAUUGAUUUCAGGUUAAUUAAAGAAUCUGGACACAUUUAUUUCAUCGAACAGGUCCAUCGGCACCACUGUCGGCUUAUGAGGCCCAUAUCAUGAUGUUGCGACCACCAUGCGGGGGUCACUACACUGUGCAGUUUAAAAGCCUCGCCUCGACUCCCCCAAACAGAUUUCUUGUCAUUGGUUCUAUGUAUUGGUAUGUUGAAAAUUCCUAGCUUUUUUUUUUUUUAAACAUGCUGACCAAUUUUCGUCUUUUAUGAGUUUUGACAACUCCGACGACGGUGGUUUCACUUCUAUCCGUGUUUUACAGCAUGCAGAAUUUCGGUUCAUGUAGAUAAAAAAAUGUGCAUUAAAUUCAAAUUAUUUUCAAAAUAAGUUGAGGUCGUAUGUUGAAACAAUAUUCCAGAUUGAUUAUAGAUCGGUUCAAAUAGUUCAAAUCAUUAGAUAUUAAAACGUUUCGCAAAGAUGUGUGUGUGUGUGUUUGCCUGUGGCUGCAGCUCAGGUCGUCAUCUCUGCUCAUUUAGACAUGAUAAAUUUCUACUCUGAUGCUGUUUUGUACUAAUCCUCCUGGCUGGAGUCAUGAAUGCUGUAUCUGCUCAGCCGAGUUUACAGCUGACAUGUGAAGUGACUGGAUCCAUCUAGAUUCUUCAUUUUCAGACAAAACUUUGGAGGUGGGGGAAAUAGAGAAUGUACGUUUCACAGUAGAAACACUUUGAAUGAUUUAUUUCAAUAAAAUACAAUAAAUACACUUAAAUUAU
Molecule: messenger RNA, 3510 nt
Organism: Poeciliopsis prolifica (blackstripe livebearer)
Lineage: Eukaryota; Metazoa; Chordata; Actinopteri; Cyprinodontiformes; Poeciliidae
Gene: dync1i2a
Product: dynein, cytoplasmic 1, intermediate chain 2a
Exons: 17
Coding region: 106-2025 (639 amino acids)
Biological process (GO): transport along microtubule
Cellular component (GO): cytoplasmic dynein complex
Molecular function (GO): dynein heavy chain binding; dynein light chain binding
Source: RefSeq, a predicted model, not a curated record